AUGCGCCGCGGCGGGCGCCGCGCAGCCCGGGGGCCCGGCUCCACGAGGAUGUGGCUCCUCUUCGGCGCGGCAACUUUCUGGGGCUUGGUCCUGGCGCCAGGAUUUGGUCUGCAAAUACAGUGUUACCAGUGUGAAGAAUUCCAGCUAAAUAAUGACUGCUCUGCUCCAGAGUUCAUUGUGAACUGCACAGUGAAUGUUCAAGACAUGUGCCAGAAAGAAGUAAUGGAAAAAAGUUCUGGAAUCCUCUAUCGCAAGUCCUGCGCAUCCUCUGCAGCCUGUCUCAUAGCCUCUGCUGGAUACCAGUCUUUCUGCUCCCCAGGGAAAAUGAACUCUGUGUGUAUCAGCUGCUGCAAUACUCCACUCUGCAAUGGACCCCGGCCCAAGAAGAGGGGGAGUUCUGGCACAGUGCCCAAGGCAGGCAUAUUAACUACUGUUUUGCUCUUAAAAUUGGCUCUUUUAUUGUCAGUGCAUUGCUAAACUUAAAGGAUUUUUUU
Messenger RNA from Mauremys reevesii (Reeves's turtle), 494 nucleotides. RefSeq names its product LY6/PLAUR domain containing 1 (gene LYPD1). Gene Ontology annotation, molecular function: acetylcholine receptor inhibitor activity. NCBI's taxonomy places the organism in Eukaryota, Metazoa, Chordata, Testudines, Geoemydidae. Gene Ontology annotation, biological process: acetylcholine receptor signaling pathway. The record is from RefSeq and is a predicted model, not a curated record. The transcript has 3 exons. The coding region runs from base 1 to 477 and encodes 158 amino acids.